Molecule: messenger RNA, 1947 nt
Organism: Prunus avium (sweet cherry)
Lineage: Eukaryota; Viridiplantae; Streptophyta; Magnoliopsida; Rosales; Rosaceae
Source: RefSeq, a predicted model, not a curated record
AAAACCCUUAUUUUGGAUCUUGGCUUUCCCUACACAUCGCAUUCGUAGAAUCGAACCCUUCACUUAUAAUUAAUAAAAGCUUCUUCAAGUCUCUGCAGCUCUGAAAGUAGUUAGUUAGGCCAUGGCUGCUAGUCCUCCUCCUAACCCCGUGCCGGUUGCGUACCAGGGAGGUGCCGGCGCGGUGCCAGUAUGGUUGAACAAAGGGGACAACGCAUGGCAAAUGGUAGCAGCCACACUCGUCGGCCUCCAAAGCGUGCCGGGUCUUGUCAUCCUGUACGGAAGCAUAGUAAAAAAGAAAUGGGCAGUGAACUCAGCUUUCAUGGCUCUCUACGCUUUUGCGGCCGUCGUAAUCUGCUGGGUGUCGUGGGCUUACAAGAUGUCGUUUGGGGACAAGCUCCUACCCUUCUGGGGCAAAGCUGGCCCUGCCUUGGGCCAGAAGUUCCUCAUCAACCAGGCAGCUCUGCCUGCGAGCACGCACUACUUCAGUGACCACAAGACUGUGGAGACUCCUGAGGCCACACCCUGGUACCCGAUGGCGGAGACUCCUGAGGCCACACCCUGGUACCCGAUGGCGGAGACUCCUGAGGCCACACCCUGGUACCCGAUGGCGGAGACUCCUGAGGCCACACCCUGGUACCCGAUGGCGGAGACUCCUGAGGCCACACCCUGGUACCCGAUGGCGGAGACUCCUGAGGCCACACCCUGGUACCCGAUGGCGGAGACUCCUGAGGCCACACCCUGGUACCCGAUGGCGGAGACUCCUGAGGCCACACCCUGGUACCCGAUGGCGGAGACUCCUGAGGCCACACCCUGGUACCCGAUGGCGGAGACUCCUGAGGCCACACCCUGGUACCCGAUGGCGGAGACUCCUGAGGCCACACCCUGGUACCCGAUGGCGGAGACUCCUGAGGCCACACCCUGGUACCCGAUGGCGGAGACUCCUGAGGCCACACCCUGGUACCCGAUGGCGGAGACUCCUGAGGCCACACCCUGGUACCCGAUGGCGGAGACUCCUGAGGCCACACCCUGGUACCCGAUGGCGGAGACUCCUGAGGCCACACCCUGGUACCCGAUGGCGGAGACUCCUGAGGCCACACCCUGGUACCCGAUGGCGACCAUGGUAGGACCAAGGGUGAAGAAGGACAUGGAGAGAUUUCCACCAAACAACGUACUUCUGGUGUUAGCAGGAGCGGGGUUGCUGUGGAUGGGAUGGGCAGGUUUCAACGGGGGAGAUCCGUAUGCAGCAAACACGGACUCAUCCAUGGCCGUCCUCAACACCAACAUCUGCGCCGCCACGAGCUUAUUGGUUUGGACUUGGCUCGAUGUCAUCUUCUUUGAGAAGCCUUCCGUCAUUGGAGCUGUCCAAGGAAUGAUCACUGGCCUCGUCUGUAUUACUCCUGCUGCAGGUCUUGUUCAAGGAUGGGCCGCUAUAGUGAUGGGAGUUAUGUCAGGCAGUGUGCCAUGGUUCACCAUGAUGAUAGUGGACAAGAGAUGGAAACUGCUAUCCGCGGUUGACGACACCCUUGGUGUAUUUCACACCCACGCCGUGGCCGGUUUUCUUGGCGGUGUUUUAACGGGGCUUUUUGCUGAGCCUGAACUAUGUGCACUCUUUUUGCCCGUCACAAACUCGCGCGGAGGUGUGUACGGAGGCUCUGGAGGAAUGCAAAUCCUCAAACAAAUUGUAGGAGCCCUAUUUAUCAUUGGAUGGAAUAUUGUGGCCACCUCCAUUAUUUGCCUAGUCUUACGGUGUAUAGUUCCGUUGCGCAUGCCGGAGGAACAGUUGCUGAUUGGGGAUGACGCAGUGCAUGGAGAAGAGGCAUAUGCAUUGUGGGGUGAUGGGGAGAAGGAACAAUUGCAUGAUGUUACUAGGCAUGAGCUUUACUCCGAUGAUACGUCACACGGUCAAAAAUAUCCAUCCAGUGGUGCCACUCAGGUGGUCUAACUCAA